AUGCCUAAUCUUAAACAAUUUUAUUUUUAUCUUUUUGUACAAACAACAUCAUUUCCAUUUACUAAUCAAUAUCUUGAUGGACAUGUAUGGCAACAAAUAUUAGAAAAUAAUGUUUCAUAUUUAUCAAAAUUUGAAUUUCAUAUGACUGUUACAAAAAGAAGACCAAAAGUAGAUUUAGAUUUUGUUAUUAAUCCAUUUAAUUAUUUUGUUACAAAAUAUUCCAAUUGGAAUAUGAUUGUUGAUAGAUGUAUGUAUGGUCCUCGUCUUCAAGUUAAUAUUCGACAAACAACUAAUGAUAACAAUGCACAAGAAAAUCUUACUUAUCUAUCAAAUUUUGUUUAUUUAACAAAUAUAACUACAUUAGAAUUUCAUUCAACAUUUCAUGUUAAUCAAUGGAAAGAUGCUGAAUUUAUUUUAAAAUCAUGUCCAAAUGUGAUUAAUCUUACAAUUAAUACUUCAUUAUUACUCUCCUCAAAAAUAAUUAAUAAUUUAACUCUUAUUCCAGUUUUCAAACAAAUUAAAAUGAUUAAAUUAAUUACUGAAGAUGUUUAUUUUCCUUCAAAUUUUAUUUUACAAUUUGUUGAACGUUUUCCUUCACUGGUUCAUAUUGAACCACAAGUAUUUUCAUUUGAUAUUUGCUCAUUUAUUAUUGAAGUAUUACUUACUCAAUCAGAACAAUUAUCUUAUGUGAAAAUUAAUUAUCACCAAGAUACAUUACUUGAUGAUUAUUUUACACGUGAUUAUAUUACUACGAAACGCCGUCAAGUAUUUCCCCUUAAUAUUAUUAAUCAACAAAUGAUGAAUGUCAAAAAUAAUGGUCAAACUAUUGAAAUUUGGUUAUCAUAA
Messenger RNA from Adineta steineri, 846 nucleotides. The record is from the annotation of a GenBank genome assembly. NCBI's taxonomy places the organism in Eukaryota, Metazoa, Rotifera, Eurotatoria, Adinetida, Adinetidae.